AUGCUUCGACUGGCCGAAUUUUGGUUUAAUAUGGAGGAAAAAAAUACAAUAGAUGUGGCGCUUGGUGUACGUUACCUACCGGCGAUGCAUUCCACAACGCUUCUUUGGCACUUAGCCGAUUUUGUAUGCGAUGAACUUAAGAUUGGCUUUAUGAUCAUGUUAGCGGGUAGUUCGCCCGUAUCAUUUGGUCUUUACAGUUCAUUGGCGAAACGAGUCAAAAUACCGUUGAUUGACUGGGAAACUUCCGAUUUGAGCUCUGACUCGUCUCCGGCUUUUACAGCAUCCGUAAGGCCUCCUGCUGAUGAACUAUUAGUGGAUUACAUCAAAAUUAAACAGUGGCAUGAAAUUAUCUAUUUACACGAUGGUGCUAAUGCAGAACGAAGCCUUACCGCAAUAUAUAAAUAUUUGGAAAAAAAUAAUCCUAUCUAUACGCUACAGAUCAAUAGCUAUCGCAUUCCUGAAGAUGAAGAGUACUUUCGAGAAUUUCUCAAUAAUUUUCAUAUGCAAAAUUUUAACUUCCUUGAUUCAAGAUCCUUAAAUGUUGUGGUGGAUAUUUCGAAUAGUUAUCGUAUCCGAGCAUUUUUGCAGUCACUAAAAGAAAGCAUACUUGUCAAAAAACAAUAUAAUUAUGUGUUUGCUAACUUCGAACUGGAUGAAAAUGAUCUGGAUGCUUUCCAUUAUACUCUUAUCAAUAUUACAGCUUUUUUAAUGUGUGACAGAUAUAAUCAACGUUUAAACAAAGAAAGAAAAAUGUUCGUGCAUCACUACGGCAAUCGUUCCGUCAUGGAUGACGUGUCAAUACCAAUGAGUGCAAUGUUUGCACACGAUGCAUUACUUGUGGCAAGUAAUGCGAUUGACAUUGUUUUGAAAAAAUACGGCCGUGACUUGUUUGCUAAUGCAUUCAAUCAAAACCAACUGUAUAAUGCUGGUCAGCCAGGAAUACAGUGCAGACGUGAUCUGCAGCAUGCCACCUCACAUUCGAUGCCAUUCGAAUUCGGUGAUAAAAUUAUUGAAGCCAUUAGAGAGGUAAAAUUAGACGAAACAGAUGGGACACUUACCGGUCCAAUACAAUUCACUAAGUCGUUAAGUAGAACAAACUUCUCAGCGAAAAUAGUUGAAAUCAAUCCAAGCGGAAGGAGCUUAUAUAGCGUUCGAAAUAUGUAUGACUGGAGACAAGGUGUAGGAUUCAUAAUGAAUGCAGAAAGUAAGCCAAAUUUGCUAAGGGAAGAAGCUAUCACUCGCUUACACCACCGGUCUAAUAGACUACAUAUUGUAACGGUCCUGGUGAAACCGUUCGUGAUGCUAAAGCGAACGGUUCCUGGAGAACCUGCACAUGUUGGUAAUGACCGUUUCGAAGGAUACUGUAUUGAUUUGAUUAAAUUGUUAGCAAUGAAUAUCAGCGGUUUUGAUUCUUAUGAAAUAUUCAUUGCUGAAGGAAAUAAAUAUGGUCAACGUCAAGAUGACGGUUCUUGGGAUGGAAUGAUCGGAUAUUUGCUAAAUGAGACAGCGGAUGUUGCCGUAGCACCACUCACCAUCAACCAAGCUCGCGAGCGCGUCGUUGACUUCUCAAAACCAUUUAUGACCACUGGAAUCAGUAUCAUGAUUAAGAAACCGGAAAAACAGGAAUUCAAUGUUUUCUCAUUCAUGCAACCUCUAGGAACAAAUAUUUGGUUCCUCAUACUGUGUUCAUAUGCUGGAGUAUCACUUACUAUAUUUCUAGUGAGCUCCUUCAGUCCUUAUGAAACGCGUACGGAAGCAGAAUUGCCAACGCAGCUCUCUUUGUACAAUAGUUUAUGGUUCACAUUAUCAUCGUUUAUGCAGCAAGGUACUGAUAUAUUACCCAGAGCACCAUCCGGACGGAUCGCUAGUAGUGCAUGGUGGUUCUUUACGCUUAUCAUUGUUUCCUCAUACACUGCAAAUUUAGCGGCAUUCCUUACCCUAGAGAAAAUGACUCCACCAAUUGAAUCGGUCGAUGAUCUGGCUGCUCAGAAGAGAAUCCUUUAUGGAAUUGUUAAAGGUGGUUCAACAGAAGAGUUUUUCAAGGAAUCAGCAGUACCCGUUUAUAAAAAAAUGUGGAGUUUCAUGUAUGAUACGUAUACUCAGCAGCUUCGUGCACAACAACAUCCUAAUACUUCAGACACUGUAAUGGCAAAUACUUAUGCUGAAGGGAUUGAAAAAGUGCGCCGUAGCAAGGGACAAUAUGCAUUUCUUUUGGAAGAAACAGCCAAUGAAUACGAAAAUACUCGGAAACCAUGCGAUACCAUGAAAGUUGGUGCUAAUUUGAAUUCUUUGGGAUAUGGAGUUGCCACCAAAAUUGGUAACCCGCUGAGAGAAAGUAUUAAUUUUGCGAUAUUAUACUUACAUGAGAAGGGUGAGCUGAAACGACUGGAAAAUAAAUGGUGGUAUGAUCGAGGACAGUGCGAUCAAGGAAUGUCAAUGUCUCCGGAAGGAGGUAAUAGUGCCAGUUUAACUCUUAGUAAAGUUGCCGGAAUAUUUUAUAUUCUCUGUGGUGGCAUGAUACUAUCGAUGGCAACUGCUUUUGCUGAAUUUUUAUAUCGUUGUAAACUGGAAAGAUGCGAAGCUACAAGAAAGAAUCAUUUACAACGGAAGGCAUUGCGAGGUGGUAGUGAUCAUUCACAAAAACGCUCAAGAUCUGCUGAAUUAUAA
Molecule: messenger RNA, 2667 nt
Organism: Brugia pahangi
Lineage: Eukaryota; Metazoa; Nematoda; Chromadorea; Rhabditida; Onchocercidae
Source: the annotation of a GenBank genome assembly